CUAUCUAACCUCAAACAAACCUAAAAGAAAAGCGGAGAAGUUGCCACCAAAUUCCCCUCCCAAAAAGAAAUAAAAUAAAAUUAGGGUGGGGAAUAAAAGAGAGAGAUAGUUGUUUGCUGUGGUUGCGUUUUGUUGAAGAUUUAUAUUCCACAGGUGUGGGAACCAUUCUCUCUCGCUCACAAACAAAUAUUAUGCACCUUCUUCUUUUUUCGUAGUCAUUUUCCACUCCUUCUUCUUCCCCACGCAACCACAAGUUAUGCCGACUUUUACUGCUAUAGCAUUUGAUAGGUUAAUAGAGCCGGGAGGUUCUAGGGCGGGUCAAAAAUCUGCUUCAACCUCGGUGCCGGUUCCUAAUUCGAAGAGGCUCGAGAGGAGGAGUAGUGAACCAACUGCAACUCCCAGAAAGAAACCGCCUACUCGACCUCAAUUAAAGCCGUCACUCUAUGCCACUCCUGAGGUGACGCCGCUUCCAGAUUCUCCGCUUCAAGAUUCAACUUCUUCAUUCCCGCCUUCUCCUUACAUCAUUAAUCACAAACGCCGUGGCCCGCGGCUACUCAAGAGUUUCUCGGAGGCCAAUGUACAGGCCAAGCAGGAGGUUUGUGAAGAAGGAAAUGUUAGUGGUAAGAGCUCUGAUACCGUGGUUUCUAGUUCGGCUGGUGAUCUCCAAGUUACUUGUGUUAACCCUGAGCCUCUUAAGGAGGAGCAAGAUAAUGGGGUACAAGAUACUAAAUUAAGUACCAGCAAUGGUGGCGAUGUUGGGCAUGAGAACAGAGAAAAUAAAAGUAGUAAUGAUCCUAAUGGAAAGCAUGUGGAGAAGCUAGUGGCGUUGAAUUUGGAGAGAGAUGGUGAGAGCGAGGACUUUUAUGAUCCACGUGAUACUAUGAGUUCUAUGAGUUUCACAAGUUACACGGAUGGAGAGGAUAAUACAGGCACAGAGCGCUCUGCGAAAUAUAGCACUGCUGCAGAGUUUUUUGACGCUUGGGAAGAACUCUCUUCUGAUGGUGGCACUCAAGGUUCUCUACGACUACGUGAUGUUGAUGCUGAAUUGCGCGAAAUAAGGUUGAGUCUAUUGAUGGAGAUAGAGAAGCGAAAGCAAAUUGAAGAAUCAAUGAAAAGCAUGCAAAGCCAGUGGGAGAGAAUCAGAGAAGGGUUAUCUUCUGUUGGAAUUGUUUUACCUGCAGAUCUUACUGCUAUUGCAGAAGGUGGGCAGCUGGAUUCUGAUCCUGUAGAUGAUCUAUGUCAGCAGGUUUACAUUGCUAGGUUCAUAUCAAACGCCAUUGGAAGAGGAACUGCUAGGGCUGAGGCGGAGACAGAGAUGAAAACCCAAUUAGACUCCAAGAACUUUGAGAUUUCUCGACUAUUGGAACGCCUUCAUUAUUAUGAGACCAUGAAUAGGGAGAUGUCUCAGAGGAACCAGGAGGCAGUAGAGACGGCAAGGCGAGAGAGACAAAGAAGGUCUAGGAGGCAGAAAUGGAUUUGGGGCUCUAUUACUACUGCCAUUGUACUUGGUACUACAGCAAUAGCAUGGUCAUAUCUCCCAUCAAGUAAAGGAUCAACAUCUACAGACCAUGAUGAGGUUUUCGAACACGAUGACGGAGCCAACUAAUAUUCCACCAACACUAACUUUGCAUAGUUAUGGUAGGAGAGGAGAAUAAAAGUUUUACAUGCUACUAUGUGGCUUACAAAUCUCAUACUUGAUCAAUUACAAUUUUGCGGCAUUUUGAGUAUGUGCAUAAAUAUUGGGCCGUUCAGUACGAUUACUUUGCAUUCUUUGGUUAGUAAAAUGGUACAGUCCUCGUUGAUAAGAUAUAUUCCAUAUAGUUUUUUGCUUACCGAUUCUUGCGAGCUGAAUAAGCAUUUACAUCUGAUACAUUUCACAGAGCGUGGUAUAGAUUCUUUAUGCUUGAUCUUCCAAGCAUUCUAAUACAUGAGAAGAAAUUUGAUACUUGAUGUUGUUUAAUAAAUGAAAUAUGUUCAAGCUAUGAUGAAUGCACAACCUGGUAGAAUUCUGGUUUCUAAUCUGGUUUGGCUCGGUUCCCUGACAAUAAAGUAAUUUGUUAACUCUGGAAGUAUAGCCAUGUUUGUCAAGCAUGGUUACGGCUCUUUUCAACGAAAUAAAAUGCGGCUGAUUGUAAUAUUUUUAUUUAUGAA
This is a messenger RNA of Medicago truncatula (barrel medic), 2151 nucleotides long. RefSeq lists its product as uncharacterized. The record is from RefSeq and is a predicted model, not a curated record. Lineage: Eukaryota; Viridiplantae; Streptophyta; Magnoliopsida; Fabales; Fabaceae. The transcript has 4 exons. Bases 257 to 1606 code for a protein of 449 amino acids.